UUCGUGUCCAAAUUGAUGGGGUUUGACUUCGAGAUAGUGUAUCGGCCCGGUCGCCAGAACACCGUGGCCGAUGCAUUGUCUCGCCGGGAAGACGUGGCCGAGCUCGAUGCCGUGACGGGGCCGACGUGGGCCGUUUGGGCCGAGCUUCGGAAGGCACAAGAUGAGGAUGCGCAUUGUCGGGACGUGAUCGAGAAGCUGAACAUGGGACACGACGAGGACGAGGACCAUGACAUACACGAUGACUUGCUCCUUUAUCGUGGGCGAGUCAUCGUGCCCGAGGCGGGAUCGUUGCGCGAGGAUAUCAUCCGGCACUUCCACGACUCGAAGUUUGGAGGACACUCGGGGGUGUUCCGGACAUGGAUGAGGAUUGCGAGCACUUUUUAUUGGCCAGGGCUGAGGGGCGAUGUGUGCGACUACGUUGGGCGAUGUGAUGGGUGCCAACGCACUAAGGCGGACGCGCGUCGACCGGGCGGGCUGCUCCAACCUUUGCCGGUUCCCGCGCGUAUUUGGGAGGACAUCACCAUGGAUUUUAUCGAGGGGUUGCCACUCUCGAAUGGGUUCAAUGGAGUCAUGGUGGUAGUCGACCGCCUUACCAAGUAUGCGCAUUUUAUUCCACUUACUCAUCCAUACACGGUUAAGUCUAUAGCAAAAUUGUUUGUUGAAUAUGUGAUGAAAUUGCAUGGGGUGCCACGGUCAAUUGUGUCCGACCGAGAUCAGAUAUUUAUGAGUAGCUUUUGGUCGGAGUUCUAUAAAUUUCAGGGAACCGAGCUAAGCAUGAGCUCGGCAUAUCAUCCACAAACCGACGGACAAACGGAG
Striga hermonthica is the source of this 816-nucleotide messenger RNA. The record is from the annotation of a GenBank genome assembly. Lineage: Eukaryota; Viridiplantae; Streptophyta; Magnoliopsida; Lamiales; Orobanchaceae.